AUGCCUGUGGGCCGAAAGUACAGACCCGUCAAAAUUGGUCCUGUAACAAUGCCUCACUACGCCAGCCCUGCCACACAACUUGUGAUCGUCGCCUUUGUCUGUUUCCUAUGCCCUGGCAUGUUCAAUGCCUUGUCGGGUAUGGGUGGAGGUGGUCAAGUCUCUGCCAAAGCAGCUGACGAGGCCAACAUUGCCCUCUAUGCCUGCUUCUCUGUCGUUGGAUUCUUUGCUGGCAGCAUCGUCAACUUCAUCGGCAUCAGAUGGAGUCUGUCCUUUGGUGGUCUAGGCUACUGUGUUUACGUGGCUUCGUUCCUUUGCUACACCCACACCCAGAACACAGGCUUCAAUAUCUUCGCAGGCGCUCUGCUCGGUUGCUGUGCCGGUAUGCUGUGGUCAGCUCAGGGUGCUAUCAUGAUGUCUUACCCAAGUGAGAGCUCCAAGGGAAGAUAUAUUUCCUGGUUCUGGAUGAUUUUCAACCUUGGUGCGGUCAUAGGAAGUCUGAUUCCCCUGGGUGAGAACAUCAACUCCACUAGCAGUGGCACCGUCUCCGACGGAACUUACGUCGGCUUCAUUGUCUUGACAGCCUGCGGUGCUGGGCUGGCCUGGUUCCUGGUGGAUGCAAAAUCGGUUGUCCGCAGUGAUGGUUCUCGCAUCAUCCUCAUGAAGAACCCUACCUGGAAGUCCGAGUUGUUGGGACUCUGGGAGACCAUCAGGAGCGACCCAUACAUCAUCUGUCUCUUCCCGAUGUUCUUCGCCUCCAACUGGUUCUACACUUACCAAUUCAAUGGUGUCAACCUUGCAUACUUCAACACCAGAACUCGUGCUCUGAACAACACCCUUUACUGGACUGCCCAGAUUGUUGGUGCAUUCGUCUUCGGGUUCUGUCUUGACUACUCCAAGAUCCGCCGCACCGUCAGAGCAAAGAUUGCCUGGGUCGCCAUCCUGGUUUUGACUCUCGUAGUCUUCGGUGGUGGAUAUGCAUUUCAGACCGGUUAUACUCGCGAGUCCGUCGCCAAGGGUUCAGGUUUCCAAUCCAAGGACUGGAGCGACGCUGGCUAUGUUGGUCCGAUGUUCCUGUACAUCUUCUACGGCUUUUACGAUGCCGCAUGGCAGACAUGUGUGUACUGGUUCAUGGGAUCUUUGACAAACAACGGUCGCAAGCUCACCAACUUUGCUGGCUUUUACAAGGGUAUCCAGUCCGCUGGAGCUGCCGUUAUCUGGCGUCUUGAUUCGCAGAGUUUGCCAUACAUGAGCGAGUUCGCCUCCAGUUGGGCACUUUUGCUGGGCGCUCUGGUGUGUGCUCUGCCAGUCUUGCUCAUCAGAGUUACAGACCAUGUCAGUGUUGAGGAGGAUGUGAAAUUCUCGGACGAGACGGUCGAAGAGAUCAUCGGUACACAAGACGGCAAAGCAGUUGUUCAUGACUCCGAGAAGGUCUAA
Aureobasidium namibiae CBS 147.97 is the source of this 1434-nucleotide messenger RNA. Its product is annotated as MFS general substrate transporter. The transcript has 2 exons. Lineage: Eukaryota; Fungi; Ascomycota; Dothideomycetes; Dothideales; Saccotheciaceae. The record is from RefSeq and is a predicted model, not a curated record. The coding region runs from base 1 to 1434 and encodes 477 amino acids.